Messenger RNA from Leishmania braziliensis MHOM/BR/75/M2904, 2862 nucleotides. The record is from the annotation of a RefSeq genome assembly. Lineage: Eukaryota; Euglenozoa; Kinetoplastea; Trypanosomatida; Trypanosomatidae.
AUGUUUUCGUCAGCGGACAAACAAGCAACGGUCCCUCCGCAGUAUAUUCGUCACAACCCGGAGUGGCACAGACCACCUUUCUCGAACGAACGGCAGACCACCGCCUUACCAGCUCUCGAGCAGUGUACAGGUGAUAGAGCGAGUAGCGCUGGGGCAGUCGAUGACAGCGCCACAGGAGGCUCCUCUUCGCAGCGAUCCACUGUCUCAUCGACCGAUGUUGGGCGACGUGCUACGGUGGGGAAUGAGCGUUGUGAGCCCGGUAAGCGCGCCUCAACAUCACCAUCCACACGCAGCGCGACACGUGUAAGUGCACCUCACAACGGCGCGGUGGCGUCGCCUGUGCGCACGAUAGCCCUUGGCCCAUCCCCCACGGUAGAGCAGCUCUCUAGCGUUCUGCAUGGCCUGCCAAGUGGCAUCCCUGCAUUGGGUGACGCUUCUGAGGCCUCGCUGAUGCGCCGUGCCGACCGUGCGUCCUUGAGGAAGCGUGCGACGGAGGAUAAGGACGGACGACAAGAGCAUGGUCGGAAAAAGACAAGGAGGAAGCGCAGUGGUGGCCUGGCGGGGCGACUCACGGAGUACGAGGCGCGGUACCGGAUGCCGCACACCACUGAAACGUACGCUGACUACUACCAGCAGCCGGUUCGCAGCAAGAGUGUAGCGGUUGUGGUUCCUGGUGCUCCUGCGAUUCGAGCGUCGGAGACUGCCUCGAUGCAGGUGACGGCUGCGUUGCAGGACAUGAGGAUAACGGUGUCAAAGCUGCCCAAGGCGGUGGUACGAGAGUACGUGCCCGCCUCUCUUUUGCGGCCCGGUAUGUUCGGGUCUUUGGCGUUCGGCGGUGAUGAUGCCGCAAAAAUGCGGUUUGAGCAGAACCGUAGCGCCCGAGAGGCACGUCUGCGCGAGUCGAAGCAGCGCCAGCAGGAGUUGUACCGGAAGGUUCACCUGGCCGUUCACGGGCUUCGAUCUGAGGACCACGCAAGCGUCGGCGUUGCUCACUCGUCGUCGUCGGCCUCUUCUUUAGAGACCGAGACGCCACAGCAGGCAAACAGGACAAGCGAUUACACUAGCAAUCCCGGUGAGCGAGAGAAGGAAUGCUGCCGAAGCGGUCCUGUGUAUCCAAUUUGUGCGCCGACGUCUUCCUGCGCGGCCCUGGCGGUCAAACGCGCUGGCACCGCUCCGUACUGUGAGCCGAGUGUGCGCCAGAGCCCAUCCGCCUCCUUUGCCAGCAUGCCACGCCAUAUGGAGUACGUGGAGCACAACAAGUAAAGCAGCAGCAUCAGUGUGGUGCGUCUCUCGGUGUUGAGCAGCCCCAUGCACUGCGGGCUGCUCUAUUGCCUGCCCCUACGACGCCGACCAGCAGAGCGGCGUGGACGCGGCGGCGCUGCACAGCACGGCGCUGGUGGACAUUGUGCUGUACGAUCCCGUAGCAGACGCGUGGCGUUUUCGCAGCGAGCUGUUUCACACCGCCUCGCGGUGCUGCUGGCUGUAGACGCGCGGGGAUGUGCGCUGGUGGUGAUGGGUAUACGCGUGUGUAGCUGUGUGGUGGCGUGUGUGUGUCUCACCUCCCCUACGGAAGUGCCGCCAUCGGCGUGUUGUUUGGUGUCCAGGCGUAUGGGAGGUGGUUGGGGAGUGGCGGAGCUGCAGCACCUCUGCACCCACGCCGAGGCCCCUCCACACACACGCACGCUCCUCUCUGCGACGGCGGCGAGGGGAGAGAGGAGCAGCACGCGUGCGGGUACGGCUCUGCGCGCACACGCUCUCGCUUCUCGUUCUUCCCGUGCGCCGCGCCACUGUGUUGCUUCCGAGACUCUGCGGAGGAGGGCGGACGAGGGUCAGGGGCGCGGCGCCCGGUGUCGCCUGCACCCGCUCCCCCCGUGCUACGCUGAUGCCGAUGCGGCGUGUCUCAUGCCCUCCGGCCGGCUCUUCUGCUACGUGCAUGUGUGGGUGCCGGCUGAUGGCACCUCCGCUCGACUUUCACGCUGCCGUCCCCCUCCCACCUUUCUCCCUCUCUACCACCCUCUCCCCUUCGCCUUGCCCCCCCCCCUCUUUCAUGCCUCCCCUCUCUCACCACAAACACGCAUCCACGCCCGGCAGCAUGAACGACGUUGCUGUGCGAAGACUCGACUCCCUCUCGCUCUUUCCCACUCGCCCCCCAUCCCUACACCAUCUUCCCUGCCGUGCACCGCCGCCUCAUCUCUCUCCGCGUGCUGCUGUGAGUCUGCGACAAUGGAGUUGAAUGUCCUCUUUGUGGUUUACGCGGUUGUUCAGUUCAUCGCGUUCUUCUUGGUCGUGUUUGCUACGCCGAUCGACAUGUUUGUGUUAAAGCCGCAGUUUCGAUCUGGCACUACUCCUGCAGUGACUUUAUGGGGUUUGAAGAACGGAGGCUUCGGCAAUGGAUACUCUCGGAGCCUAGAGGAGUUGUGGUCGGGAUGCCUGAACCGCCUGAUGCGUUUCCGCACUGCACAGGCGCUCGCUAUUGUCACCAUCCUCCUGUACGGCUCGGCGUUCGCCCUGGGCGUCGUCAUCAUCUUCUGCUGCUCUUGGCUCCGCUUUGUCUGCGUGGCGCUCAACAUUGUUGGUGCCAUCACCCUGGGCGUUGUCUGGGGUUUGAUGGUGGUGACCUACAGGACGGAUGAUAGCCGAGAUUGCGUAAGAGAGAGUUUUCUGUCUACCUAUGGUGCCGGCUUCGUUCUCUUCGUGAUAGCCUGGGUGCUGGAUAUCCUCAACAUUUUCGUCUUGCUGCUUCCGCUCCCCGUCACAGUUUUCCGUGAGCUUGACGGCACCAAAGAAAAGUCAGAGAAAACCUCGAAAGGAGAGUCGGAUGAACGUAGCACUCAACACGAGGAGGAUGAGGAGUAUGAGUAG